Messenger RNA from Dermochelys coriacea (leatherback sea turtle), 7863 nucleotides. It is a transcript of the gene KNTC1, whose product is annotated as kinetochore associated 1. Gene Ontology annotation, molecular function: small GTPase binding. Gene Ontology annotation, biological process: mitotic sister chromatid segregation; mitotic spindle assembly checkpoint signaling; protein localization to kinetochore involved in kinetochore assembly. NCBI's taxonomy places the organism in Eukaryota, Metazoa, Chordata, Testudines, Dermochelyidae. Gene Ontology annotation, cellular component: RZZ complex; kinetochore microtubule; cytoplasm. Bases 298 to 7098 code for a protein of 2266 amino acids. The record is from RefSeq and is a predicted model, not a curated record. The transcript has 64 exons.
UGGGCGGGAGGAACGAUAGGCACUCUAGUUAGUUCCUCGGGCGCGACUUUGCGUUUGACCCUUACUGCAGCCUGUAGCUGCCCCAGAAGGAACAGGGAAAUUCCCGCCAAUUUGAAUCUCAGACUCUGAGGCAGUUACGUCCUAUGCCCGGCUCGCCACCUCCCUCCUGUGACUGAGGGUAUUUAAAAAAGUCAGCUCUUAAAGGGUUCAUUGCCAAUACCCAUCUGACUAUGUUGGAACCAAGGUGGGUCUAAGCACCCCUGGAUUUAGCCUGUUUGGGUAAAGAAUUUCUUCAACAUGUGGAAUGAUAUUGAACUUCUGACAAAUGAUGACACAGGAAGUGGACGACUGAACAUAGGUUCGAGACAAGAAUGUGGAACUGCCUUGUACCAAGAGGAUACGCUAGUUAAAAUAACUUCCUCUGAAAAGGUCUUGUUUAAUCCAAAACUAUAUGCAUGCAGCUCAAGUGAUGGCUGUAUUAUUGUGGCUGACAGAUCAGUGUCACUUCUUGAUAGCAUUUGCCAGUCUUUUCAGAUGCACAUUCAAUUUGAUACUGAAGUGGAUGUGGUUGGUUUGUGUCAAAAAGGACAGUUUCUUGUGGUCGGUGAGAGAAGUGGUAACCUGCAUCUUAUUCAUGUACCAUCAAAGCAAACUUUGCUAACUAAUGUUUUGGUUCAGAAAUCUGAAAAUGAAAAGACUUAUCUAAACCUUAUUAUAGAAAAAGAUAAUGCAGAUGGAGGAAUCUAUCACAUAUUCAUUCUCACAAGCAAUGGAUUCUUUUGCAUUAUGUGCCUCCCACUUGCAAAAAUUCAGGAAGCAAUUGACAAGGUGGACAUGAUUACAGCAAAGAAGUUACAAGGAAUGAUCAAGACUGCUUAUAUUUCUACAAAGGAUUAUCACACCCUUGGUUGUCUGAAUUUUGUGAUUGGUUACUCGAUGAACAACAUCCUGCUGAUAAUUGGGGGUAAAGGUGACUGUGUGCUCUCCAAAUGGGAGGUGGAUCCUAGUAAAAACCUGGUGUCUGUUCAAAGUUUUGCUGAUUCAAGUAUGAUUAAAGAUGCAGUGCAAUUUCAGGUCAUAGACAACUUGUUAUUUGUCCUGGAUAAGGAAAACAUUUUGAGCAUGUGGGAUGUUUAUUCUCUUACUUUGAUUUGGGAUUGGCCUUUAGUUCAUAUUGAAGAAUUUCUUCUAACUACAGAAUCAGAUUCUUCUUCAGUCAUAAGACAAGGGAUUGCCAGCCUUAAACUAAUAAUCUUGACAGUACCUGUUAACAAACAGAUGAGAAACCUCAUGGUUUUUUCACUGCCUGCAAUGCACCUGCUCUAUUCUUUGGAAGUAUCUGAUGUUUCUUCACUGGUUCAAAGUGGAAUUAGCACAGAUACAAUAUACUUUUUGGAAGGAAUUAAUGAAAAUCACCAAAAAUCCCCUGAAGACCAGGUGUCUGUUUUAGUAUUGAGAAGUUUAACAGAAGCCUUGCCAGAAAACAGAUUAAGUCGCUUACUUCACAAGCACAAGUUUACUGAAGCUGAGAAUUUUGCUAUUCAGUUUGGACUGGAUGUUGAGCUUGUUUACAAAGUAAAAGCAAGUGCCAUUUUAGAGAAAUUGGCUUCAUCUUCCAUUGGGAGUUAUGGUCAAACAGUUUGGUUAGAUCUUGUGGAUGAAGCUAAAGAAAAUCUGCAUAAAAUACAGGAUAACCAUUUUGUCGUGAAUUACUGCAUAAAUACUCCAUGGCUGACGUAUGAAACAACUCAGGAAAUGUUAAACUAUGCUAAAAUCAGAAUCUUGAAGAGAGAUGACAAAACAAUUGCUUCCUUAUCUGAUGGGGUUCAAGUGUCCAUAACAGAAGUACUGAGAGCUCAAGCAAGGCUAACUACUUUCUAUGGAGCCUUUGGACCAGAGAAAUUCAGUGGAAUUGCUUGGACUGAAUUCUUGAAUAAUGAAGAUAUUUUCAAGAACAUCCUUUUUCUGCUAGAAGAAGGCAAUCUUCCUUGUGCGCAAUACCUCUGGCUAAGGCAUCAGGCAGAUUUUGAAAGUAGCUUUGAUGUGAAAAUGCUGGAGGACCUGCUUAACACAAUCUGUGCCACCAUUCCUGUAAAAGAACUGUGUUUGUGGUUUAAAAAUGUUGUGAUUCCUUUUGUAAGGAGAGUUGUGCCGAAAGGACAGAAAAUAUUAGCAAAAUGGCUGGAACAAGGAGCCCGAAACCUUGAAUUAACUGAUAAGGUAAAUUGGCCAGAAAAUGGACUUCAAAUGGCAGAGGUGUUUUUUACAAGUAAAAAUCCAGGUGAACUGGGACUGGCAUCUUCCUGGCGUUGGAUUCCCUUGAAGUGUGGUGAUUGUGAAGAGGUGCAUCGGUUAAAGAAGCUGGUGAAUGAUUUACAAGAAUUGGUAGAUCUCUACAGAAAGUACAGCUGCAAACUAGCGCUUUGUGAUUUUGAAAAGGAGAAUGCAAGUACAAUAGUAUUCCGCAUGUUUGAUAAAGUUUUGGCACCAGAGGUCAUUCCAUCCAUUUUGGAGAAAUUUAUAAAGCCAUACAUACGGGAACAUAAUCUACAACAGGAUGAACUUCUCUUGCAGUAUAUAAAGGACUUGCUAGAACGUUGUUGUACACGAUCUACAUCAGUGUUUGAAACUGCGUGGGAGGCAAAGGCAAUAGCUGUCAUUGGCUGCAUAUCUGAUACAGAUCUGAUAUUUGAUGCAGUACUGCAGGUAAUGCAUGGUGCUGUGGUGCCUUGGAGUGCCGCUGUGGAGCAGUUGGUGAAGCAGCAUUUGGAAAUGAAACAUGUCAAAGUGAAGUUAUUGCAGGAAAGUUCCAGAUUGAUGGAGAUGAAGAAGCUGUUACGGGGCUAUGGAAUAAGAGAUACUAAUCUUUUAAAGGACAAACAGAUGAUAAUGAGACUCGUGAAAUACAUUCUUAAACAAGAUACCCCUACUUCUUUGGAAGAUGCUUUGAACAUUGUAGCAGCAUACAUGUUGCCAAGUGUGGAAGUCUAUAUUUUGAGGAUGGUGAACCUGAUUGAUCGAGAUAGGGAAGAGGAAUCUCUAAACUUAUUAAAAUCUCUGCCUCUUGCUGAAGCUGAGAAAGUUGCAGAGAGAUUGUCUAUAUGGGCACGACUGGUAUUACAGAAAGAAGCAGAUAAUUCUGAAGAGCGCAAAACACAAAUGUGUAUAACAAAGACACUUGUGGAGGUUCUUAAAUUCCUGCUUAGCAUUCAGAAAGAAAAUCCUCUGAAGGAAGAUGAAUGUAAAGCAAACUUAAAAAUGUUUGAAACACUUGCUAGCUUGCAGGAGGACUUUGAUAUCUUUAUUUCAGUCAAGGAUUAUGGGAAUCAUUUGUUGAUGUCUCAGCUCCUUGAAGAGCACAUAAAAGCCUAUGAAAAUAUCCAAUCCAUGGCAAAAUCUAAAAAAAUGCAAGCAACAAAUUCCAAAGAUGAUAGUAAAACAAAGAACCGUUCCACUGAAUCGAGACUUUACAGAUUAGCUUUGCUUCUGCAAAGGACAGAGCAAGAGUUGGGGGCAAAGCUGGCACUGAGGUCAUUAGAUGCUGGAAAAAUUGAAGAGGCACUAAAGAUAUGCAGAGAUUUAUAUGAACAUCACUGUAAUGAACAAACAGGGAAGUUGCUGUUUUUAGCUUGCCAAAAGCUUUGUCAUAUGUUGGGAGCUGAUGUUCCAAUGAUCACACCUAAAGGACUGAACUUUCCAGCCAUGAUAAAUGAGAUGGCGUGCCAAGCAGCUACAAUAUGCAGUCCAGAUCUGUUAUUAGAUUCUCUGGAGCUAUGUAAAUAUACAUUGGCUGCUAAGGAAAUUUACGGGCAAUGCCAAAUAGAAAACUAUGGAUUUAUAGCAAAGGCAGCAUCUUUUGGAGCUGAUAAAGAUCCUUAUGAAGAAUGGACUUAUGAUGAUUUCUUUAGUGAAGAUGGAAUAGUUCUUGAUCCACAGAUGGCGCUCCCAGUUGCAUAUGAAACUAUUUCUUCCCUUGUGCCUGUUGCUGAUAACAAGAUGUAUCCUUUGGACUCUGUAAGCUUGGCAAACUGUCCAUUUAUUAAAGGACAGAACCUCCUGUUGCCAGUCAAAACGCCCAUCUGUGCGCUGCUUCAGAACCUAAUGGAAUGCGGUCAGUGUGAGUUAGCCUUGCGACUAAUAGUCUGUCUGUUUGGAUCCUGUCUUCAACACUGUGUAUCAAACAACAUGGAUAUGUGCCUGGGUGAGAAGUUACAUGAGGGCAAAAUGCUAGCUGAUGCCAAAAGCUUUCUUAUUGCUAUGAAACAAAAGUCCACUUCAGUGAUUGUCGCUGCUGUCCUGGCCUUAUUACACAAGGUUUUCAACUGUCGUUUGAUAGAUCAUAACCUGGCAUUGGGUUACUGCACAAUUUUGCCCAAGGAAGAUAUGUUUGAAAAUCUCUGGAAUGUCAUAAACAACACAAGACACAAUUACAACAAAAUUCUGGCAGUAGCUCUGGUUGGAGCGCAGCUUGCUAGUCACUAUGGUGAAGCAGGAGAGAGACAAAAAUUUGAGGAAUUAAUUACUGAUGCAGAGUGGGGUAUCCAGUUUAGUAAACUUGGUAUUUCUUUCCAGACUGUAUUUAGGCAGCCAUCAAUAAGAAAGAAAGAACUCAUAAGAACCCUGGUACAGAAUCCAAAUGUAAACACAGACCUUAUAUUGAAAUACUGCAGAACUUUCAUGUUGGACAGUGAUGCAGCACUGCAGCUUUGCAUUGAAACACUCCUUCUCCAGAGUGCUAAUGCAAAUCAAGUUGAAGGAGACUCUGCAGGGAAUACUGUGAAGCAGCCUCAUUCCACACUACUGGCCAAAUCAGUAAAAAUAAUUCCUUUACUGAAAAGCACAAAAGACCUGGUCAUUAGCCUCAGUGGAAUACUGCACAAGCUUGAUCCAUAUGAUUAUGAAACUAUAGAAAAUGUCCUGAGAGUGAUACAAAGAGCUGAUGAAAAUAACACACAUAUCCAGCUUAAUCAGGCUUUGAGCUUAUUGAAACACCUGGAAUCCUAUAAAAGAACUUCCCCUCCUGUGGAUCUGGAACACCAAUAUAUUUUAGAGCAUGUGAUUUCCCUGUCUCCAGCUGCUCAAACCAGGCUUCCUUUUCAUUUGAUAUUCUUUAGAACCACGCAGUGUUUCUGGAGUAUUAUAUCUGCAGAGCUUACUGAGGAGUCCUUUCCAACUCUUCUCUUGAUUUCCAAACUAAUGAAGGUUUCACUGGAUACUCUAUAUAUGUCGGCAGCCAGGCAUGUCUUUGAAAAAAAAUUGAAGCCAAAAGUAUUUAAAAUGACAAAAGCUGGAUGUUCAUCAGUGAUUAACAAGGAAACUACUAAAACAGUGCAAACCAUUCAAUCCUACCUGCUAUCCAUAGUUAAUCCAGAAUGGGCUGUAGCUAUUGCUCACAAGAUUGCGCAAGAACUUCCAACAGGGCCUGACCAGAUUCAGGCAUUGAAAUUCUGUCUCUAUUUAGCUGAGAAAUGGCUAACGAAUACUACAACCCAGGAUGAAUCGCAUGAAAAAGCUGAAGUACUGCUGAAGAAGUUACGUAUGCAGUACAAGAGAUCAGCCACAGAAACUGUGCUAAUAACCCACAAAUUAAGCACUGCAGAGCAUCUGAAACUUACUGGAAAGCCAGCAAAUCUUAUUGCUUUACUCUAUGAGCACAGCAGCAUAAACCAAAGGAUUCAAAAUCCAACCAGCCGAGAUUAUCCAGAUAUUCAUGCAGCAGCUAAGGAAAUAGCUGAAAUUAACAACUUGGAUAUGAACAAAAUCUGGGAUAAAUUGCUUGAAAAAUGGCUAUGUCCAAAUAUACCAACAGAUGAAAAAACUCAAAGUUUUGGGGAUGUACAGGAAGAUGAAGAACUCAGGAGAGUUAUAUAUCUACUUCAACCACGUCCAAUGGAUUACAGCUCAAGAAUGCUUUUUGCAAUUACAACAUCUGCCACAUCUCCUAUUGGUGUGAACCAGUUGACAUUUGCCCAGAGAAGCAGAGCUCUUAAGUGUCUGAUCUACUUAGCAGAUGCAGAUACGGUUGAAUCACUGUUUAAGAAACCCAUUGAGAAAGUAAAAUAUUUUCUACAAUGCUUCAUUUAUCUGGCAGAGUUUGAAACAUUGAACAUUCCAUACACCUAUGAAUCCUUUCACAGGAGUCCUAAAGAAGGAAUGAUUAAGGGACUGUGGAAAAACCAUAGCCAUGAACCCACGGCUGCCAGACUGGUGACUGAACUUAGUUUAGAAUAUAAAGUGUAUGAUCCUCAACUCUGGAGUGGCUUACUGCAGAAACUACUUGGUUUCAAUAUGAUUCAUUAUCUCAGGAAAGUUUUAAUAGCAAUUACUGGGGUUCCUUCAUUAUGGCAGAUUCCUAACUUUAGCCGAGCUUGGAGAAGUGUAAUUCUGGCACCAUUUCUUGCAGCUUCUUGUCCACCAAGUCCUAAGCAGUUAGAGGCAUGCUGUGAAUGUUUUGUGGUUUUACUGAAGUGUCCUGUUCUAGCUGAUCUAGAUAUACUUGGAAUUGCAAGGCAAUAUGCACAGUUGGACCUUGCAGCUUUUGCUCUGGGUUGCUUGCUGCUGAUUCCCCAGACUGAGAAGAGAGAGCAACAGAUUCAGGGUUUCCUAUCUUCAUGUAACCCAGAGACUGUCCUACAGCAAGUAGAUGAACACAUGAACACUGGUGAGGUAGCAAGCUUUGCAUCACAGAUUAGAUGUUUAAUUCUGGACAACAUCAUAAACGAGAAAAAGUAUGAAAGAUUUUUGAAAACAAAAUACUUCUCAUUAUUGAAGCUACAAGUGAUGAACACUCACAGAGUAAAAGAAUUAGUGGAUUACCUUGCCACCAAGAGCUGCAUGGAUGAUGCAGCAGCCCUAAUUGUAGAAUAUCAAAAACAAUGUGGAAAUCCCAUUCUGGCAGAUAGGUCAUCUUGUGAUAUUUUGAAGGUAAAAGGCUCUAGUUAUCAGACUUAUAGGUUUCAGUAUUUUCUCUUUAAAACAAGACAUUCAUUCAGACUAAAGAACAAGAUGCUCUUGGAUCAGUUAAAGACUAUUAGUUAUUUUUCUAAGUUUCAAAUAUGCAAAUUAAAUCCUAUGCAACAUUUUUUACAUAAAAAGUGAAUCUUAUCCCUAUUUCAAUGCUCCUUUCCCAUUUUCCUAUAAAAAUUUAUCCUUUUGUAAUACUUCUAUUCCUAUAAAAAGUUGCUAAACUCUUGUGUGUUGCUCUUUUCUUCCCCUCCAGACAUUUCUGAGUGGACCAGAGUAGACUUCUGUAUUCCCUUACUGGAAACAGCUUACCCAGAGGAGCAAGUAACUUGAUCUAUAUCCCUUCUCUUCCAGGGGCAAGAUUGUUUCAAACUGUAUUGGUCACAUGCAUGGUGUUUAAAGGGGAACUAAGCUGAAACCUCUUAAGUACCCUUUCAACAAAAGUUACCAUUCAGAUUUUUUUUUUUAUUGCUCCUAGCUAACAGACAUUCACAUUAGUUUAAGUGUGCUGUCCCAUGUGAAAGAGUUAAAGGCUUCACUUAUAUUUGUAUGACCUCUUCUGCUUCCCCCUCCCAUACAACUUGGUUUAAUCUCAGCACUUCAAUACUGGAAAUAAUUAAGUAGGAAUUUUAAACUUCACUUGCUUUCAAGAGUUACAUGAAGUCAUUGCUGUGGCUUUCUAAUUCUCCUCAAUGUCAGGGUUUUUUGCUUUGUUUUUUAAACAACCUUUCCUAUUUCCAAAUCCUGUUAAAAUAAAAUUCAUUUUGUAUAGCUAUAUGAUAAGGGUUUCUAAACAAGAUUGUAAAUGUUAGUGUAUCUUAUGUAAAAUAUUUUGUAGACUUAGUUUUCAUUCAAGGAUGAGCACAAAUAAAAUAGACAAAGCUCAAAUUUUGAACUUAA